Molecule: messenger RNA, 1098 nt
Organism: Acyrthosiphon pisum (pea aphid)
Lineage: Eukaryota; Metazoa; Arthropoda; Insecta; Hemiptera; Aphididae
Exons: 3
Coding region: 1-1098 (365 amino acids)
Source: RefSeq, a predicted model, not a curated record
AUGAAUUUUAACCGUGCUGUUUACCACUACAAUUUACUCAAAGUAAUUGCCGUUGCUGAAGCUUGUGGAAAACUAGAUCCACCAAAGCAAGAACGAAAAUACUGGGUGCAUCCAAUUAACUCUGAUCGCGAAGAAUCAAACAAAUUUAAUAUAUUUUAUGAAAAUAUAAGGUGUUAUUCCGAAAAAUUUUUUGAGUACUAUAGAAUGUCAAUCAGUUCUUUUGACGAGCUAUUGGAAAAAAUACGUCCUUUUAUAACGAAACAAAACACAACAUUUCGUAACGUCAUAAGUCCAGAAGAACGACUAACCAUUACAUUGAGAUUUUUGUCCGUUGGCCUGAAUUUUGUUGCAUUAAAAUAUGAAUUUUCACUUGGUAGAAGCACUGUAAGUAAAAUUAUUAAAGAAACUUGUGAAGUUAUUUGGAACAUUCUGCAGCCAACUGAAAUGCCAGAACCAAGUUCAGAACAAUGGCGUGAUAUAGCAGAUAAAUUUUAUACAAAAACUCAAUUUCCCAACUGUGUGGGAGCAGUUGACGGAAAGCACAUACGAUGCGUCAAUCCUAAAAACUCAGGAUCAAUUUAUUUUAAUUACAAAAAAUUUUUCUCCAUAGUUUUAAUGGCAGUAGUGGACGCAGAAUACUGCUUUAUAUCUAUUGACGUAGGUGCAUACGGACGAGAAGGUGAUUCCACUGUGUUUAAAGAAUGUCCCUUCGGAAAACGAUUAUAUUCCGAACAACUUGGUUUACCAGCACCUGUUUGUUUGCCAAAUACUAGUGACAAUAACCCUCAGCCAUAUGUUGUAAUUGGAGAUGAAGCCUUUGGUCUUCAUAAAAAUUUAUUAAGACCCUUUCCGGGACGUGCAAUAAAUGUAGAACCGGAUUUUGCCGAUAUUAUUGUUAAGGCUUGUUGCCUGCUUCGUAAUUUUGUUAGAAGGAGAGACGGUGUCAAUUUUGAAGAUACGCUAAGCAAUAGCUUAGAUGAUUUGGACGUACACCAGAAUGAUUCUGGAGGUCGUUCACAAGGAAGGGAUGUGAGGGACUAUUUUGCUAAUUAUUUUUUAGAGGCUGGAUCUGUUCCAUUUCAAUACAGAUUUGUAUAA